This is a messenger RNA of Astrephomene gubernaculifera, 686 nucleotides long. NCBI's taxonomy places the organism in Eukaryota, Viridiplantae, Chlorophyta, Chlorophyceae, Chlamydomonadales, Astrephomenaceae. The record is from the annotation of a GenBank genome assembly.
UCAGAGGCACUGCAGCGCAGCGGCCAGACCGCGUCGCUGGCCCGGCAGGAGGCGGCAGCGUCACUGGAUGCAGCCCGAGCUGACCUGCGAACAGCGACGCAGCAGGCGGCUGCCUACCGGGAACAGCUUGAGCUGCGAAAUAACGAGAUCAGGGAGUUGAACGCCAUGCUGCAAGCCUGGGAGGCACUACGGCUGGGCAAGGACGCCCAGAUCUCGGCGCUCAUGGAGCGGUGCAAGCGACACGAGGAGGACGCGGCGGAGAAGGCACGCACCGUGGAGGCGCUGCGCCGAAAGCUGCAGGCGUUCAACGGUGUAACAGGGCGUGUAUCCCUCAGCGGAGCACAGUCCGGCGGCAGUCCGAGCGGCUCCGUUGUCACGCCUCACAUGGCCAACCAGCAACAAUCGCAGUCGAGGCCCAUGUCAGGGACUAGCGGCACCUUGGGUGGUUCUCGUCACAUCCAUGUUCAUAUGCAUGGGCCGGCGGUGUCACCCUCUGUAUCCGGGGUUUCUGGCACAGGAUCAAACAUUGCACGCUAACGAUCGGGGUAUUAGUAAUGCGUACCGUAUUCGCUUGCUAGGUGUUGCUUGUAUUGGUAGAUGUUGCUGAAUGCCUGUGAAUUUGCGAAGAACUAUUCACGAUGUCCGUCGCCGGCAAAUCUGGAGAUCAAUUUCCGCAGUUUGGGGCU